Messenger RNA from Schistosoma mattheei, 873 nucleotides. NCBI's taxonomy places the organism in Eukaryota, Metazoa, Platyhelminthes, Trematoda, Strigeidida, Schistosomatidae. The record is from the annotation of a GenBank genome assembly.
AUGGCAAAAAUCUGGACAUGUAUAGAACAAGUAAUUGUGCAUGAAACUGAAUUGCUUAGAGAUCGCUGUAUAGACCAAGUUAUAAUGUGUUGCAUUUAUGGUAUAUGCAAACUUGUUCUCUAUCGUCCGCUUACAUUUGUUGAUAUAGUUCAGGUGUAUAGAAUGCAACCUCAAUCUUAUCGAGAUAUAUAUCGUCGUGUACUCAUCAACAGAGUUUCUUAUGGUCGUGGCAAUACUGAAGAACGCGGUGAUUUAUCUCGAUUUUACAAUGUUAUAUUUUUACCACAAAUGAAAGACUUCAUUAAAAAGGCAGCAUCUGUACGUUCUACAUAUAAUGAAACAGAUCCUAAUUGUCGAACAGGACAUCAUUCAUUAGGCUCUGAUUCAUUAUCAACCGAUGAUAACACUGUAUUGAAUCAAUGGACGCUUCAUCCAUCAUUAUCCCCAAUGCCUAUUCUCGUAAACAAUUUAGCUUCAAAUUCUGCUGCGGCUCUCAAUUUAGGUCUUGAUCCAACAACUACAUCGGGAGAUAUAAUACAAGCUAGACGUUUAGCCAGUAACCGUAAUAUAUUCAUCAGUCCAGUUAAACAGCAAGUAAACCUAUCUCCGAAAAAAGUCAUUUUUACAGUCGGCCGAAGUACUGGUAAAGAUUUACAAGAUGUUAAUCUAAUGAUAAGCUCUGCUGAACGUCGUGCAUCAAUGGCCAAUUUAACAAUGGGCUUAAAACGUCCAGCAGGUGGUGGCAGUACAACGACUACAUAUGUUGCUAAUUCAUCUCCAUUCACAGUCACUUCUGGAACAAGUUCAUCACGUACAGUUACAUUAGUUGGACCAAGUGGAUUCACUACAAAACGAAUAGAUUUUGAUAUGUGA